Messenger RNA from Ilyonectria robusta, 1347 nucleotides. RefSeq names its product C4-dicarboxylate transporter/malic acid transporter. The record is from RefSeq and is a predicted model, not a curated record. Gene Ontology annotation, cellular component: membrane. Gene Ontology annotation, biological process: malate transmembrane transport. Bases 1 to 1347 code for a protein of 448 amino acids. The transcript is spliced from 2 exons. Gene Ontology annotation, molecular function: malate transmembrane transporter activity. NCBI's taxonomy places the organism in Eukaryota, Fungi, Ascomycota, Sordariomycetes, Hypocreales, Nectriaceae.
AUGGAUAGAAGGGGUGAGAAAUCGGCUUGGACCGACUCCGUCGUGUCGACUCGCAAGAACUCGGGGGAAUGGCAGCUAUCGAGACCAAACUCGCCCAUUCUAUCUCAUCUGGAUCUCAAGAUGGACCAGGGACAGGCCAACACAGAUAUCUACAGCACAUCCAUCACACCGGUUGUCGAGAAGGGCGCCGAUCCGCACCAUGAUCACCAUGGCGGUGUCGACAUGUUCGAUCCGAACCGGCCCAAGAUGCCUUGGAAGCAGCGGCUGCACCACUUCACAUGGGCUUGGUACACGCUCACCAUGAGUACCGGUGGUCUGUCACUCCUCAUUUUCGCUCAGCCGCACCAGUUCCCCGGUCUCAGGCAGAUCGGCCUGGUUGUCUACGUGGUCAACAUCCUGCUGUUCGUCGGUGUCUGCUCCGCCAUGCUGCUACGGUUCUUCUUCAACCCCGGAGACAUGGCCAAGUCGCUCACCCAUGAGCGAGAAGGCUUCUUCUUCCCGACCUUCUUCCUCUCCAUCGCGACUCUCAUCACCAGCACCCAGCGCUACGCCAUCCCCGACAAUGACUCGACGCUAGCGUGGGCUAUCCAAGUGGCCUUUUGGGGAUACGUGAUCCUCACCCUCAUGCUGGCCAUCGGCCAAUACAGCUAUGUAUUCGCCGCCCACAGCUUUGGCCUGCAGACCAUGAUGCCGACGUGGAUUCUUCCCAUCUUCCCUAUUAUGCUUUCGGGGACUAUUGCCUCUGUCAUCGCCGACACUCAGCCUGAGAUCGCGGCCGUUCCCAUCAUCGUAGCCGGCUUGACAUGUCAGGGUCUCGGCCUGUCCGUCGCCAUCCUCAUGUAUUCACACAUGGUCGGCCGCUUGAUGUCGGCCGGUUUGCCUAACCGCGAGCACCGUCCCGGCCUGUUUAUGAACGUUGGUCCCCCGUCAUUCACUGCUCUGGCCCUCAUCGGCAUGGCCAACGGCCUCCCAGAUAGCUUCGACCCUGACCUGGACGGCGUCAUCAUCGAUGCCGGCAUCAUCCGUACCAUGGCCUUACUGACCGGCAUCAGCCUCUGGGCUCUCGCCGCCUGGUGGUGGGGUAUUGCCAUAGUCGCAGUCCUCCAGUCGCCUCCCGUCUACUUCCAUCUCGGCUGGUGGGCCAUGGUCUUCCCUAACACCGGCUGGAUCCUCGCCACCAUCUCCAUCGCAAAUGCCAUGGGCAACGAGGCAGUCAAGUGGAUGGGGACUGGCAUGAGCAUUGUGCUCGUCCUCACCUACUUCUAUGUCCUCUACCACCACAUUCGCGCUGUGGUUAUACAAGAUAUCAUGUACACUGGAAGGGACGAGGAUUACAACGACCACUAG